AUGAUGCGAAUGUUGGAGGCCCAGGCCCCGGCCAAACAGACUGCCACCGAUACUAUUAGUACACUGAGUAGCAGACUUUCCAGCGCUACUCUCUUGGAGGACCGACGUGCUGCUAUCUUGGGCUUGCGGAGCUUUGCGAAAGAGUACCCUGCGUCUGUUGCAUCGGGUUCGCUACGGGGACUCAUAGCGUGUCUCACCAAGGAUGCCGAGGAUGUAGAUACCAUUAAAGUUGUCCUAGAGACUCUGCUCAUGCUUUUCAACCCCAAUGAACACAGCCCUGAAGCUUCAGAUGAGAUUGCGCUCUGGCUAGCGGACGAGUUCACCCAGCGGCAAGAUAACAUAACCAUUCUGCUCGACCUCCUCGAGACCCCUGACUUUUAUUCACGCCUUUACUCCUUGCAACUCAUUCAAGCAAUCUUCAACGCGCGGCCCGAACGCACUCAGGAAUGUGUUCUCACAGCUCCGCUCGGCACAACUCGACUCGUAGCGAUCCUGGACGAUCCCAGGGAUGCUGUGCGGAACGCUGGCCUCGUCCUACUGAAUGAUUUGUCUCAGACUUCUACCGAGCUCCAGAAGCUUUUUGUUUUUGAAAAUGCAUUCGAAAGAAUAUUCAACCUCAUAGAGGCUGAUGGUUCCUUGACUCAAGGGGGUAUCGUUGUCCAGGACUGCCUCUCCUUGCUAGCCAAUCUGGUUCGCUUCAAUGCCUCAAAUCAGACGGCUUUCCGAGAGACUGGUUGUGUUUCGAGAUGCGCGGCGCUUCUACCCGGAGCAAAGAAGGCAAAGAAGCUGCCCACGAAUGAGGAAGGGGAGGAUGACUGGGUCAGUCCGCAAUGCGAGAAGAAUAUAUGGGGUCUUCUCGCCAUCGUCCGCAUGUUUCUUGUCAAAGGCAGCACGAGCACCAAGGCGAAUCAAGCUGCUUUCGCGGGUCAAGGUCUCCUUCGUCAAAUCCUCAACAUGGCAUUCGACCCCUCGACGGCGGUCCCUAUAAGAGUAGAGGCAUUGAACACGUGCGCCGAUAUGAUCAGGGGCAAUGCCCGUCUCCAGGAAGAAUUUGCGCCUCUGCAAGUCCGCCCCAUACUUGAUCCUGCUGCUAACGAUGCCACAUCACCAAAUGGUCCCCCGAUGGUGUAUGUGAUUGAGGCAUUGCUCGAUAUUGCCAUCCGACCAACAGCAAAUGAGUCGUUUGACGUUCGUUUUGCGGCAUGCGAAUGCAUAAAGGCGUAUUUCUUCAAUCACCUCCAAAUUCGGACACAUUUCCUCAAUCGAGCGAUCGAUGGCCAUACAUCUGGCCAGGACGAGACUGCAAACGUCCUUACGACGUUACUGGCUGGUUCCCAUGGUUCUUCAACGAGCGAUCCAUACCGGAUAUGGUUCGCUGCUACGCUCGUGUUCCAUCUCAUUUUUGACGACCUGGACGCGAAGAGGCGCUUGAUGGCGGUCGCAGAAGGGGAUGCUGAUCGGGGAGAAGAGGUGGUAACCUGCAUUCAAACUUUGACAGCCAACUUGAUUUCCAAUUUGCAACUAGGCGAAGACGAGCGAAUCCCGAUCGCCUAUUUGAUGCUACUAUGCGGGUGGCUGUUCGAAGAUGCUGCAGCCGUUGAUGACUUUCUCGGAGAAGCGAGCAGUAUACACAGCCUUGUACACUAUGCACACAAGCCAGGAGCUGACCAUAUCGUGGUGAGAGGUCUUUGCGCCGCCCUACUCGGCAUCAUCUAUGAGUUUUCGACCAAAGACUCCCCUGUACCUCGGCGGGAUUUGCAGCCAAUUUUAUGCCACAGCCUGGGUCGGGAGAAGUACCUAGAUGCAAUUUCCCAGCUGAGACAGCACCCACUGGUCCGUGAUUUCGAAGUGCUCUCUUUAGAGAGAGGAACCUCGAGCACACCACCAGAGGUCUUCCUUGAUGAGAGUUUCGUAGACUUCCUGAAGGACAAUUUCAGCCGGCUGUCUCGCGCAAUCGACAGAGAUCCUGGCCUGGAGAUGCACCAAUCACACGAAGGCAUCGACCGCGAUCUCGUCGAUUCGUUGCGCAAUCAGAUCGACGAGAAGGUACAGGCAUUGGAGAAGUUACAGUCCGAUCUUUUGAGUAUGGAACAACGGCUGAACCAAGAACAAGCGGACCACCGCAAAACCCAAGAAUCCUCGCUUACCCAAUUGAACACUAUUAAGCGCAUCAAUGAAGAUCUCCACACAAAUCAUGAGAAAGAAUUGAGGAAGGUAGAGCGGGAGCACAAGCAAACGAUCCUGGAUAUCGAGAAUCGGCACAAUCUCCAGGUUGCUGCCUUGAACAAUAAAGUGCAGCAAGCAGAGAAGGAAAAGACCUUGGCCCUUGCCAAAGCGAAGCAGGAAUACGAUGAGAAGCUUCACGAAGCAACCAAGGCCCGCAUAGACGUCGAACAGCGCCUGAGCGCCGCUCAUGCCAGCAGACAAGAGGCCUUCGACAAUGUGCGGGCACUGGAAGAGCAGCAUCGCAUGGCGAAAGUGGAAGUCGCAUCCAUCCAACAAACGGUUAAUAGUCUGCAAACCAACGUACAUGCCAACGAAAUGCACAUCAAGCAACUGGAGGAUGAGAAAGAGAAGCUUCAGGGUAUCGUUGACAAGCUGAAGGCGGAGGUGCAGGAUCUCAAGGCGAAAAAUCAGGACCUUACCUGGAAAGUCAAAGAUGCCGAGGACAAGCAACGUAAGGCUGAGGCAAUUGCAAAGGAGAAGGAGGAAGCGCGUGCAGCGGCGCAAACAGAACUGGAUGAUCUUUUUGUUCUCCUUGGAGAGCUGGAAGAGAAGAGGUCCAGGGAUAAGAAACGACUCAAGGAGCUUGGCGAAGAGAUCUCGGAUGUGGAAGACGACGAGGAAGAUGAUGGCGAAGAGACUGAUGAUGAGGCAGAGCAUGAUGAAGAUGAAGACCAGGAGCAGGGGUGA
Molecule: messenger RNA, 2913 nt
Organism: Westerdykella ornata
Lineage: Eukaryota; Fungi; Ascomycota; Dothideomycetes; Pleosporales; Sporormiaceae
Exons: 5
Coding region: 1-2913 (970 amino acids)
Biological process (GO): intracellular protein transport; vesicle fusion with Golgi apparatus; endoplasmic reticulum to Golgi vesicle-mediated transport
Cellular component (GO): endoplasmic reticulum; cytoplasm; Golgi stack
Source: RefSeq, a predicted model, not a curated record